UGGGGUUGUGAGUGUAUGUUUCGUUGUGGCUUUGCGAUUGUCUUCUUUCCCGUUUUUUUUCCUGCGACCGCUUCUUUUUCUUUUCCUCUCUUUUCUGAGUUUCAACUUUAAACAUCGAAGAGAGAGAAAGAGAGAGAAACCUAAUAACUAUUUUCUCUCCCCUCGAUGCUGUGUUAAAAAAUUCCCGUCUAUUUCAUUUUUUUUGCUUCUCUUCGAAUCCAAGGAUCUAAGCUAAAGGUUUUUUCAAUUCCGUUUCGAACAUUCGUUCCACGUGUUAUUGAAGAAAAGCGAGUUCGUUAAAUUCGUUUAGAUUCCCCAAAACGAAUCAAAAUGUUGAUUCGUAAUGCGAUUAACCGCGAAUUCUAGCUUCGAUCUUAACGAAAUUGUUUCAAACUUAGGGUUGAAGAAAUGGAUGUGGAUUCCUCGAUGGUACAUGAAGCCGAUCACGAUCCUAUCGUGCAGAAUCAAACUACUGAAUCUCCGGCGCCGGUUAAAGUAGAGGGAGCACAGCUUACCGAACCUCCCUCAUCGUCCGGCGGCGGAUCUCCGGCGGAGGGGCAGCAGCAGCAAGCGGCUAGUGAGGUGCAGCAGAGUCCGGUUGUCGGACCGAGGCUGGCGCCGAAUUACACUGUGGUGAAUGCAAUUUUAGAAAAGAAGGAGGAUGGACCGGGACCGAGGUGUGGUCACACGUUGACGGCGGUGGCGGCCGUCGGAGAGGAAGGGACGCCUGGGUACAUUGGUCCGAGGCUGAUUUUGUUUGGUGGUGCCACUGCACUUGAAGGAAAUUCCGCGGCUUCUGGAACUCCUACAUCAGCUGGAAAUGCUGGCAUACGUUUAGCUGGUGCCACGGCUGAUGUCCACUGUUAUGAUGUCUUGACUAAUAAAUGGUCUCGGCUAACUCCCUUUGGAGAACCUCCAACACCAAGGGCUGCCCAUGUGGCCACUGCCGUGGGAACCAUGGUGGUUAUUCAGGGUGGCAUUGGUCCUGCUGGUUUGUCGGCAGAAGACCUUCAUGUUCUCGAUCUCACUCAGCAAUGGCCCCGAUGGCAUAGAGUGUCUGUUCAAGGCCCCGGACCAGGGUCACGCUAUGGACAUGUAAUGGCUUUAGUUGGCCAGCGGUAUCUUAUGGCAAUUGGAGGCAAUGAUGGAAAGAGACCUUUGGCUGACGUAUGGGCCUUGGACACAGCUGCCAAGCCAUAUGAAUGGCGCAAGUUAGAGCCAGAAGGAGAGGGUCCUCCUCCAUGCAUGUAUGCAACUGCAAGUGCACGCUCUGACGGGCUUCUUCUGCUUUGUGGAGGGAGGGAUGCCAAUAGUGUUCCAUUGGCCAGUGCAUAUGGACUUGCUAAGCAUAGAGAUGGUCGUUGGGAAUGGGCAAUUGCUCCAGGUGUCUCACCAUCUCCAAGAUAUCAGCAUGCAGCGGUGUUUGUUAAUGCAAGGCUACAUGUGUCUGGUGGGGCUCUUGGUGGAGGACGGAUGGUUGAAGACUCAUCAAGUGUUGCAGUAUUGGACACUGCUGCUGGUGUUUGGUGUGAUACAAAAUCUGUUGUUACCACUCCAAGAACUGGUAGAUACAGUGCUGAUGCAGCUGGUGGAGACGCUGCAGUUGAGUUGACUCGACGUUGCAGGCAUGCUGCUGCUGCAGUUGGUGACCUGAUUUUUAUUUACGGUGGUUUACGUGGGGGAGUCUUGCUGGAUGACCUACUUGUUGCUGAAGAUCUAGCUGCUGCUGAAACAACAACUGCUGCUUCACAUGCCGCUGCCGCAGCCGCUGCAUCUAAUGUACAAGAAGGACGCAUGCCUGGACGAUAUGGGUUUGAUGAUAGGCCAAGGCAAAUAAUGACUGAAGCAGCUGCUGAUGGUUCUGUUGUAUUGGGAAAUCCAGUUGCACCACCAAUGAAUGGUGACAUUUAUACUGACAUCAGCACUGAAAAUGCCAUGCUUCAGGGACCUCGUACAACUGCCAAAGGAGUGGAGUAUCUGGUUGAAGCAUCUGCCGCAGAAGCCGAAGCUAUUAGUGCAGCACUGGCUGCUGCCAAGGCACGGCAAGAGAAUGGAGAAGUGGAAUUGCCCGACAGAGACCGUGGGGCUGAGGCUACCCCAAGUGGGAAACACACAUCUUCCUUGAUUAAGCCUGAUUCUGUUGGGUCAAAUAACAAUGUUUCUGGUGGAGUUCGGCUGCAUCACAGAGCUGUAGUUGUUGCUGCAGAGACUGGUGGAGCAUUAGGUGGCAUGGUUAGACAGCUUUCAAUUGAUCAAUUUGAAAAUGAAGGCAGGCGGGUCAGUUAUGGGACUCCAGAAAAUGCAACUGCUGCUAGAAAAUUAUUAGAUCGGCAGAUGUCCAUCAAUAGUGUGCCAAAAAAGGUCAUAGCACACCUCUUAAAGCCUCGUGGAUGGAAACCACCAGUACGCCGACAAUUUUUCUUGGAUUGCAAUGAAAUUGCUGAUCUUUGUGAUAGUGCUGAGCGGAUAUUUUCAAGUGAACCAAGUGUCUUACAACUCAGUGCACCAAUUAAAAUAUUUGGUGAUUUACAUGGGCAGUUUGGAGAUCUCAUGCGGCUUUUUGAUGAGUAUGGGGCACCAUCAACUGCUGGUGACAUUGCAUAUAUCGAUUAUCUAUUCCUAGGAGAUUAUGUUGAUCGGGGACAGCACAGCUUGGAAACUAUAACCCUUCUUCUUUCUUUGAAGGUUGAGUAUCCCAACAAUGUACAUUUAAUACGUGGAAACCAUGAAGCUGCAGAUAUUAAUGCCCUUUUUGGUUUUCGAAUUGAGUGCAUUGAAAGGAUGGGUGAGAGAGACGGAAUUUGGACGUGGCAUCGGAUUAACCGGCUGUUUAAUUGGCUUCCUCUAGCUGCUUUAAUUGAGAAAAAGAUUAUUUGCAUGCAUGGAGGUAUUGGUCGUUCAAUAAAUCAUGUGGAACAGAUUGAAAAUAUUCAAAGACCAAUUCCAAUGGAAGCAGGGUCAAUUGUUCUUAUGGAUCUGUUAUGGUCUGAUCCAACAGAGAAUGACAGUGUAGAAGGACUGAGGCCAAAUGCUAGAGGUCCUGGAUUAGUUACUUUUGGGCCUGAUCGAGUCAUGGAAUUUUGCAACAACAAUGAUCUUCAGCUAAUUGUCCGAGCACAUGAAUGUGUGAUGGAUGGGUUUGAGCGAUUUGCCCAAGGACAUCUUAUCACACUUUUCUCAGCUACAAACUAUUGUGGUACUGCGAAUAAUGCUGGAGCAAUAUUAGUUUUGGGUAGAGACCUUGUUGUGGUUCCUAAACUGAUUCAUCCAUUACCACCUGCAAUUUCUUCACCAGAAACGUCCCCAGAACGGCAUAUUGAAGAUACAUGGAUGCAGGAGUUGAAUGCCAACAGACCACCAACACCAACUAGAGGCCGUCCCCAAGUUACAAAUGACCGAGGUUCGCUCGCCUGGAUAUAGUGACUAUUGAGGACAUCCCUAAUAUUCAUGCUUUACUGGCUCGUGCUAUCGCCUUGUCCGUGUUUUGUAUAUAGCAUGAUGCCAUUAACGGGAGUCUCUGAACCUGUGAUCUUAAUCCCAGGCAGAAAGCUCAGCUUCCUUAGUUUUGGGUUCUCGCCUAAAUCAGCAAUCCUCGAUAAAAAUACAAGUUUGACACGCAAGGUUUACUUCGACUAAGGUAGAAGUUGGAGUAAGGGUUGACCUACCCGAUGUAAAUUGAGCAUAUAGGGUAUGAAGUCAAAGGUUGUGAUUCUGUAUCAUGGAAUGUCCGUGCUGGCUAUUUUUGCCAUUCUUAUACAUUUUUCACUUCUUGCCCUUAGGCUAUUAUUAUUGUUGGGCUUUUUUUAAUCAAAGAGGACGAGGGUUUUUUAUAUGAUGGUGAGAUAUAUAAAUCAGAAAUCUUAUAGGUCAUUGUAUAAUAGUUGUUUAUGUGUAAUUUUCCUCUGUACAAUUAUUUUUUGUGUGAAUCAAUGUUCUAUGACAAAGAAUGUGAAUUUUGUUACCAGAUUUUGACUUA
Cicer arietinum (chickpea) is the source of this 3976-nucleotide messenger RNA. RefSeq names its product serine/threonine-protein phosphatase BSL3-like. Lineage: Eukaryota; Viridiplantae; Streptophyta; Magnoliopsida; Fabales; Fabaceae. Gene Ontology annotation, biological process: brassinosteroid mediated signaling pathway. Gene Ontology annotation, molecular function: protein binding; phosphoprotein phosphatase activity. The record is from RefSeq and is a predicted model, not a curated record.